AUGGCCAUCCUAGACACCAUUCGAGCCAAGCUGCAGAACACCACAGACCCUCAUUUACAAGCCCGUCUUCUGCUACAAUACAGCUCAGCUGCGGCCUCUCCAGGUGCCAAGACGGCAGCAGCCAUCGACUUCCUCUUCUCGUUCUUACAGCAGAAUCAGACAUCUCAGAGCGACGGGAAUCAGACCAAUGACGCCGGCAGCAACGGAGCCAUCGUCGUGGGCGCCAUUGUACGUGGCCUUAGACAACUGCUGGCUGUCAAGGCUGCUGUGGUGGAGCCUAUGAUCCAAGUGGACGCCAUGGGCGAGCAGCUCAUGCAGUGUAUGAGCGUUGGGGAGGACUUCAAGCUCCGUCGAGACAUGCUGCGCAUCGUUGUGGAUUGUCUCAUGCUCACCAAGAAGUUCAAGCAGGUGGAAACACUACUGCACACUUGUGUACAUGAUCACGACGCUGGAAUGCAGGCAAUUUGUCUCCGUGGAUAUCUGCGACUGCAUGAUGCCGGACGACGCUUUGCUGAGACGACUGCAGUGGACCAUUUCGACCGGUUGGCGGGCUUUGCGUUAUUUGCACCGAGUGAGGAGGUGAGAGUGCUGGCAGCUCAAGUGAUCGUGGCGCUCGCAGACCAACACUCGCACAAUGAAGUGGAGAACAGCAAAUUCUUCCCAUCGACGGCCAACCAGACGCUGUUUCUGCCGGAGAAGGCCUUCUAUGUGCUGUGUAUGGCUGGAGACGAUGCGUCGGAAGUGGUACGAGCGGAAGUAGCUCGCUGUCUGCGUCGCUUCUCCCGUGUGCUAGCUAGUGACGCCGUGGAGCACGCUGUUGUGAAGACAAAGAUCGAUGAAGCUGUGGUGGAUGUAGCGCCGGAGAUUGUGGAGAUGAAUACGCGUCGUAUGAUGUCGAGUGGAGUGUUGCUGUCACUUCUCGAGGAUAUCGAUGUGUAUGUGGCUGCUGAAGCCUCGCGUACUAUUGCCACAUUGGCUGAAAUGUCUAUAAAUCCUGACGCUGGUACUGCGCGGUGGAGUCAGCGAGCCUUGGAGCGUGCUAUCACUGCUCAUUUCGACGUUCUUCCACGUGCGAGUGCGUCGGAACUGCGUCAAAUGUUGGUGAGCUCCAUGCGGCGCUUACUGGUGUGUCGUCACAAGCUGGAAACGAAGACCGAUUUCACUCUUUCAAGCGCUGAUUUGAGCUCGUUGCUGCGCAGUGCUGUAGUCGAAGUGGACAGCGCUAACUCUAUUGUCAUCGAGAUCUUACUGGUGCUGCAGUACUGUGACUUGUCAAGUACUUGGGCUGUUCGUCGUCUUGUAGACUUCGUGUUGGAGACAGCAGUUUCCUCUUCGGUUCAGAGCUUUGCAGUGGACAACGAUGACGGCAACUCAGAUUGGUGGGAGAAGCAGUUUGUUGAUGCCGUACGAGAUCUCGGGAAGAAGUGUGUAGACGUGCUCAAGGCCGAUGGUGCCGUGUCAGACCGUGUGCGAAAAGAAACGGCACAGCGUUGCGACCAGCAGCAGCUCGUGAAAAAAGUAGCCCAAGCCUUACUUCCUCACGUUGACGCUGCAAGCGUAGAGUCCUGUAUUAAGCCUCCUCCUACUGGAUCUGGCCUAUUCUUUCUGAAGAGCUCACCCUCGGCACCGCUUCGUACGGACUCGCACACAUCCAGCGUGUCGUCUCAUGUGACGAGCUCUAUGGAUGUCCUGCGAAGACCCCCAAUAGAUGGAGACAUCGCUGUGUCUCUCAAAGCGAUCCAUCGCCUUCGCACGGCUUUUGCUCAGGAUGAAGUCGAUGUUUCUGUCCGCCUCGCAGAUGUUCUCGUUCGUCUACGCCAACAUGUCCAGUCGUUCCCUGACGCAUCAGCUGCGCCAGCCCCAACGCCACUCAAGUAUGUAUCCAUGUCGGCUAUGCUCAGCACGAGUCCAAGCGUAAGUUCCGGACACACAACCAGCAGUAGUCAAGACCACAAAGAAGCCGAAGCCUUUGCAAGUCUGCAGCUACCGAAGGGUCUACAAAAAGGCUGCCAGGAGAUGCUUCACCAAGCAUCCGACAUCUAUGUGAAGGCUUUCGCUUUGAGUGCAUCUCCACGCACAGAGUUGCUACAGCUGAUAUUGCUCGGACGUAUGGGACUCGUGCUCGCGUUGUUGCAAAACUCCAAUGACAGUCUGCUUGUCAUUGAAAAGCUGCGGUGGAUAGCCAAGGAAGCCACUCGGUUGCGCUUCCUGGUCGAUGACAGUCAACGCAAAGACGAUGUUUGGUUGCCGACUCAGUUGCUCUCCGACGUUAGCUCCCUGAACGAUCUGAAGCGUGUGUUCGUCGCGAGUGUCCGUCAGGCGUGGCCCAGCGCACUCAUCGAGGCUGCGAUAGCUCGUUGUACACCUGCAACUAGCGGAUCUGGCGUCCAGUAUCGUCCUCUAUCUACGGCCCAUGCAUCGAUCCUGGAACCGACUACAAGUGUCACUGCCAAGCCGGAGCCUCGAGAGAUUACAGCGAAUUGGCCAUUUGAGCAGCGCGUACGCUUUGUGUUGACAAACGCGCGGGGCAUCACACAGAUAUACGUCAAGAGCGUGCUCCCCAAUGGCGACGUGGCUUACCAUCAUGUACCAGCAAGUUGUAUCCGUACUCAAGGCGCAAGAAAGCAUUUGGUUGACCACACUAUCACGCUGACUGUGUUGCCGUUCUCGGACCCAACAGCGUUCACGGUAGCAGCGUGUCUGGGUCAGCCACCGCUCCCCGGAAGUAUUAAGCCAAGCACCUCUGGAGAGACCAGUUCUCACCUGUUCAUCGAGAUAUCGAACGCUGUUCGUGUGCCCAUUUCUCACCGUACAAGCUCCACGCUGAGGCAUGCAGCUGCCAAGGCUUAG
Molecule: messenger RNA, 2850 nt
Organism: Phytophthora infestans T30-4
Lineage: Eukaryota; Oomycota; Peronosporomycetes; Peronosporales; Peronosporaceae
Exons: 4
Coding region: 1-2850 (949 amino acids)
Source: RefSeq, a predicted model, not a curated record